Messenger RNA from Bombus impatiens (common eastern bumble bee), 3012 nucleotides. It is a transcript of the gene whd, whose product is annotated as carnitine O-palmitoyltransferase 1, liver isoform. Gene Ontology annotation, cellular component: mitochondrion. Gene Ontology annotation, biological process: fatty acid metabolic process; carnitine metabolic process. The record is from RefSeq and is a predicted model, not a curated record. Gene Ontology annotation, molecular function: carnitine O-palmitoyltransferase activity. Lineage: Eukaryota; Metazoa; Arthropoda; Insecta; Hymenoptera; Apidae. The transcript is spliced from 15 exons. Bases 158 to 2488 code for a protein of 776 amino acids.
UAAAAUUACGACCACUUUUCCAACCAGACGAGCAUCGUUCAAAGUCCAAGGUUAUAUAACCGAAGCGUAAAAGUGAACCGUUUCUAUUUGAAAGUAUACGUGCAUGUUAUUUUCAACUGUUUUAAACUUUUAUCUUUUAUAGCAUAUAACUAGUGAUAUGGCGGAAGCACAUUCAGCUGUAGCAUUUAGUUUUUCUAUUACUCAUGAGGGAUGGGAUGUUAAUUUUGAUAGAGAAGUUUUACAUUUAGUAUGGCAAUCAGGUAUCCGUUCUUGGAAGAAAAGAUUUUUUAGAUUUGUUAAUAACUUGAGAAGUGGUGUAUACCCUGCCUCCUUAGAAAGUUUAUGGUUCACUAUAGCUUUGGUAACUGCAAUACAUUUUGCUGGCUACAAAGUACCUUAUGACCUUGUUGAAAAAGCUGCACCAUAUCUUUCAGGAUCUUCAAUAUUAGCACACUUAGCAGGAUCAUUUAUAGUUGGGUUGUUUUUGUGGUUGAUAGUAAUAUAUAUAAUGCGUUACAUCUUGAAGUUAUUACUUAUGUACAAAGGAUGGAUGUAUGAGUCAAGAGAAAAAAGGUCCAAUGCUUCAAGAGUUACUAAGUUGUGGUCCACAUUAGUGAAGUUGUUCUUUGGAUGGCACAAACCAAUGCUGUAUAGUUUUCAAGGAUCAUUGCCACGACUGCCAUUACCCUUAGUGGAAAAUACAAUGAAACGGUACCUACGCAGUGUUCGACCAUUACUUGACGAUAAAAAUUAUUCUCGAAUGGAGACAUUGGCAAAUGAGUUUCAAAGAGGCAUUGGUGUGAAGCUUCAACGUUAUUUGAUUUUAAAAUCUUGGUGGGCCACUAAUUAUGUUUCUGAUUGGUGGGAAGAAUAUGUUUAUUUACGUGGGCGAUCUCCUAUCAUGGUGAAUUCAAACUUUUAUGGUAUUGAUGCGAUUCUUAUGUAUCCUACUCAUGUACAAGUUGCCCGUGCUGCAAGUGUUAUUUAUUCGUGUCUGCAGUAUCGACGACUCAUUGAACGCCAAGAAUUAGAACCGAUAUUAAUUCAAGGUUUGGUGCCUCUCUGUUCAUGGCAAUACGAAAGACUAUUCAAUACUACAAGAGUGCCAGGGCUUGAAACAGAUAAAAUUGUACAUUAUCAGGAUUCUAAACAUAUUGUUGUAUAUCACAAGGGAAAAUAUUUCAAGGUCCUUAUUUAUCACAAAAGCAGAAUCCUUCAAGCUUGUGAAAUUGAAAUACAAAUGCAACAAAUUUUAGAUGAUAAAUCAGAACCAUCAGAAGGUGAAGAGAAAUUGGCUGCUUUAACAGCUGGUGAAAGAACUGCAUGGGCAAUAGCUAGAGAAGAAUUUUUCUCGAAAGGAGUAAAUAAAGCAUCUUUAGAUCUUAUUGAAAAAGCAGCAUUUAUAGUUGCACUAGAUGACGUACCAUAUGUAUACGAUCCAGAAGAUCCAGAUAAAUUAGAUCAAUAUGGUAGAAUUUUAUUGCAUGGUAAAGGAUAUGACAGAUGGUUCGAUAAAUCAUUUACUUUAUGUAUAGGAAGUAAUGGCAGAACUGGCUUUAAUGCAGAACAUUCAUGGGCUGAUGCACCUAUUAUGGGAUCUCUAUGGGAAUAUGUUAUCGCUAAUGAUGUGGAAAUGGGAUAUAAGGAAGAUGGAUAUAAUAAGGGAGUACCAGAGUUCACACCUCCACCUCCUGUUCGACUUCAGUGGGAUUUGAAUCCAAAGUGCAUAGCCGCAAUUGAAGAAUCAAACCAAGUUGCACAGAACUUAUUAAAUGAUGUCGAAUUACGUAUUUAUGUACAUGAUGCGUACGGUAAAGGGUUUAUGAAAGUUAAUUCAAUGUCACCAGAUGCAUACAUACAAAUGGCCUUACAGUUAGCGUAUUUCCGUGAUUCUGGUAAAUUUAAUUUAACUUAUGAAGCUUCUAUGACUAGACUGUUUCGGGAAGGAAGAACAGAAACUGUAAGGCCAUGUACAAUUGAAUCUACGAAUUGGGUAAAAGCAAUGGAGAGUAAAAACACAACUGUUGAGACUAAGUAUGAUUUAUUGAUGGCAGCAGCAAAACAGCAUCAAAAAGGUUAUCAAGAUGCUAUGUGCGGUAAAGGAAUAGACAGACAUUUAUUUUGUCUAUAUGUAGUAUCUAAAUAUUUAGAAGUAGACUCUCCUUUCUUAAAGGAAGUUUUAAGUGAACCAUGGAAAUUAUCUACUUCACAAACGCCACAUGGGCAAACAUCAUUAAUAAACUUGAAAAAACAUCCAAAUUGUAUCUCUGCAGGAGGUGGCUUUGGUCCUGUAGCUGAUGAUGGUUAUGGCGUUUCGUAUAUUAUUGCUGGAGAAAAUCUUAUAUUUUUCCAUAUUUCAUGCAAACGUAAUUCUCCAGAAACAAAUGCAGCUAGAUUUGCAAAACAAAUAGAAAAAGCAUUAGCUGAUAUGAAGAAUCUGUUUCUUGAAAGAAAAAAGCUGCAAACUCAAAAGAAUGGUUCUACAUAAUUAUUCUGCAGCAAAAAGAGAUGCAGUUACAGUAUACUAGUAGAAAGUUUCAAUCUUAAUCCUUUUUUUUCAAAUGUUUUAAGAUGAUCCCUUUACAUACUCAAAAUGUAUCUUUUGUAACGUUGUCUGCAGAAAAAACACUAAACAUUAAUAUUUCAUGCUCUUUAACAGCGUACAUUAAAUUUAAAAACGUACAAAGUUUAAUUAUAUUUAUUUUUAUAAUAAGCAUUUUAUGGAAAACGUUUUUGAAUGGAAAACAUUUGUAAAUUAUAGUAAUAAUGAUUAAAAAAUAUUGUCAUUAAACUUUUUAUGAAAACUAUCUUAGAAAAAAGAGAUACAUACUGCUAUUUUUAUAUUUUAUAUUACUCUCAGGAAAAUUGUUAUAAAUGAGGUUAUUGUAAAACUUAUUGAAGAUUGAGCGUUUAAUAGUAAAGUUUAGUAAACAACAUAGAGAAAAACUAAGAAACGUAGUGCGAAAUUUUCAAACAGACUGCUGUUUGAAUAGUAAAAUUGUGUAUUCAUUA